Messenger RNA from Cladocopium goreaui, 2334 nucleotides. Lineage: Eukaryota; Dinophyceae; Suessiales; Symbiodiniaceae. The record is from the annotation of a GenBank genome assembly.
AUGGGCCAAAAAAGGUCGAAAAAACGCGCUUCGGGCAAAUCGCGUACAGCGUCGAAUCGCAAACGUCGCAGCCCCCGAACCGCACUGAAGAGGCGUUUCACGCUGUUCGGCAAACGGCGAGCCAGCCUGCUUCCUCAGCGAGGCGACAUGGACAAUCAGGUGAUACGAAUCGUGCAUCUAUGCGUCGAUAGCCGCAGACCGGUUAUCGGGCGUAGCGUCAUUGAACGCAGUCGCCGCCUGGUUCAAGCAGAUGAUCAGCACGAAUUCAGCCUCUCAGUUGUUACGGUCCGCACCAGAAAGCAACCCUCGCAAAAAAACACACCAGAGAGCGAAACCAACUUCGACCAUCACGAGUUGGUUCGUCUGGGUCGCAUCGAUCCAACUUUCAUGAUGCGUCUGUUGCGAGUGAUGCGGAAGCUUCGCCCCGAUAUAGUGCAUACUCACGAUGCGCGAAGUCACUUUAUCGCUCUGCUGUUGCAGCCCAUGGUUGGGUUCCGCGUGGUUGCCACCGCAACUGAAGAUCGCGACGGUCCGCGAAACACAACUUGGAUUGCCAACGUCGAUCGGCAACUUCUUGCCGGGUUCGAUCGCGUGAUCGCUGUGAACAAUCAGCUUGCCCGACAGUUGUGCCGCAUCGGCUGUCGUCCCUCGCAAGUCGACGUGAUCCAGUACGGUGUCGAUACAACGGCGUUCAGUAAACAUGCCGUCGAAGAUGACUGCCGCCAAAUGAUGGGAAUCGAUCCCGAGCGUCGAGUGAUUGGUGUCAGCAUCGAUGCCGGGGAUCCUGAUCAACACCAACUCGUCCUUGAAUCCAUCGAUCUCAUUGAAGCCGCUCUCGGCGAGGUGCACUUAAUCCUCUUCGAUAGCGGUGGGCAAACCGCUCCAACAACUUCGACGUCCACCACGCGACUCGUUGCCAAUCGUCAAAAGGUCGACGUCGUCCCAUGGUCGGACCGCACACCGGAAGUCUAUGCGGCCAUGGAUGCCGUGCUGAUCGUGGGAGGUGCAAAGGGCGGUGAAGCCAUCAUCGAAGCGCAGAGCAUGGAAGUGCCCGUCGUCGGGUUGAUGGACUCGAUCGCCAGCGACCUCAUCGAGCCGGGAACCUCGGGCCUGCUCGCUGCAGAGACCUCGGCCGAAGCCCUGGCCAGUCACAUCAUCCAUCUCUUCAGCAACCCGUUCGAGGCCGCCUCGCUUGCCACGGCCGCGCGGCUCAGAAUCUGCCAACGGCACGCGGUCGACGACGCUGCUCGGAAAGUAGCCCACACCUAUCGCCGGGUGUACAGCCAGAGCGAUGUGGACCUCGUGGGACGGCUCCCGAAGAGACCCCAUCGUCGUGGCUUUUUGGGGUUCGGGCGAAGUAUGUCAAUUUUGGUCACCGGCGGGGCCGGAUUCAUUGGUAGUCAUCUCAUCGAGCUACUUCUAGAACGACGUAGCGACGACAUCAUCUGUCUCGACAACUACAACGACUUCUACGCUCCGGCGCAGAAGAGGGCCAACGUAGAACGCUUCAAAGAUGAGCCCCGCGUGGCGUUGGUCGAAGCAUCGAUCUGCGACGUGGACAAGAUGAAGAGGCUCUUUGCCGACCACGACGUUCGGCACGUAGUUCACUUGGCGGCCUACGCCGGAGUCCGCUACAGCGUCGAUCAUCCACAGCUCUAUCAAGAGACGAAUGUCGGAGGCACGCUCGCUCUCUUGGAAGCAGCUCGACAGCAUCCAGUCGACCGUUUCGUUCUCAUCUCCUCAUCCACAGUCUACGGGCGAGGGGCCGGGGUUCCGUUCGUGGAAGACGACCCCCUGGGCGUCCCGAUGAGCCCCUACGGAGCGACCAAGCGGGCCGCGGAAUUGAUGGGGUUUACCUAUCUCGACCUGCACCGCGUCCCAGUGGUCGCCAUCCGUCCCUUCAGUGUCUACGGUUCGCGGUUGCGUCCAGACUUGGCGAUGAUGAUCUUUACCGGAGCCAUCCUCGAGGGCCGAGCCCUGCCGCUGUUCGGCGAUGGCUCGAUUCGUCGCGAUUUCACUCACGUGAGUGAUCUAUGCGCGGGCCUCAUGGCUACGCUCGACGCCGACAAUGUGGUCGGCGAGGCCAUCAACCUGGGGCAUCACGAUCCGGUGGCGAUCCGCGAUGUGAUUGGCUCACUCGAGAGUGCACUAAAUCGAGAGGCUGUAAUCGAUCGACUGCCCGAGAAGCCGGGCGAUAUGCCGAUUACGUUCGCCGACCUCUCGAAGGCCAAGAAGCUUCUGGGCUAUGAACCCAAAGUGGAGUUCAAAGACGGGGUCCGCGAGUUCGUGGCUUGGUAUCAGGAACAUGCGGCCUUAGAUUCCACCCAAUCUUGA